GCAGGAAGUGUUUGAGGAAGUUGCGCGGGGCUGGCAGGUUUAAGAUUCCCGCAUUUUAAUGUCUUGGGGCGGUGCCAGCGCCCCCGCUCUGGCCGCCCCAGCCCCCGCCUCCCCCGGCCCGCGUCCCCGCGGACAGAGUUAGCCCAGCAUCAGUAUGAGCUGGUCACCUUCCCUGCCAACCCAGACAUGUGGGCCCUGGGAAAUGAAAGAACGACUGGGGACAGGGGGAUUUGGAAACGUCAUCCGGUGGCACAAUCAGGAGACAGGUGAGCAGAUUGCUAUCAAACAGUGUCGGCAGGAGCUAAGCCCCCGGAAUCGGGAGCGGUGGUGCCUGGAGAUCCAGAUCAUGAGAAGGCUGAACCACCCCAGUGUGGUGGCAGCGCGGGAUGUCCCCGAGGGGAUGCAGAACUUGGCUCCCAAUGACUUGCCCCUGCUGGCCAUGGAGUACUGCCAGGGAGGAGACCUCCGAAAGUACCUGAACCAGUUUGAGAACUGCUGUGGCCUGCGGGAAGGAGCCAUCCUCACCUUGCUGAGCGACAUUGCCUCUGCACUUAGAUACCUUCAUGAAAACAGAAUCAUCCAUCGGGACCUAAAGCCAGAAAAUAUCGUCCUUCAGCAAGGAGAGCAAAGAUUAAUACACAAAAUUAUUGACCUAGGAUAUGCCAAAGAACUGGACCAGGGCAGCCUUUGUACUUCCUUUGUGGGAACCCUGCAGUACCUGGCCCCGGAGCUGCUGGAGCAGCAGAAGUACACAGUAACCGUGGACUACUGGAGCUUUGGCACCCUGGCCUUCGAGUGCAUCACAGGCUUCCGGCCUUUCCUCCCCAACUGGCAGCCGGUGCAGUGGCAUUCCAAAGUCCGGCAGAAGAGUGAGGUGGACAUCGUCGUCAGUGAAGACUUGAAUGGAGCGGUGAAGUUCUCCAGCUCUUUACCCUACCCCAAUAACCUGAACAGCGUCCUGGCCCAGCGGCUGGAGAAGUGGCUGCAGCUCAUGCUGAUGUGGCAGCCCCGGCAGAGGGGCACCGACCCAGUGUAUGGGCCCAACGGCUGCUUCAAGGCCCUGGACGACAUUCUAAACUUGAAGCUGGUUCAUAUCCUGAAUAUGGUCACAGGCAUCAUUCACACAUACCCAGUGACAGAGGAUGAGAGUCUGCAGAGCUUGAAGGCCAGAAUCCAGCACGACACAGGCAUCCCCGAGGAGGACCAGGAGCUGCUGCAAGAAGCAGGUCUGGCGUUGAUGGCCGACAGGCCGGCCACACAGUGUAUUUCAGACAGCAAGCUGAACGAAGGCCGCCCGCUGGACAUGGACCUCAUUUUUCUCUUUGACAACAGUAAAAUCACGUAUGAGACUCAGAUCUCCCCACGGCCCCAACCUGAAAGUGUCAGCUGUAUCCUCCAAGAGCCCAAGAGAAACCUGUCCUUCUUCCAGCUGAGGAAGGUGUGGGGCCAAGUCUGGCACAGCAUCCAAGCGCUGAAGGAGGACUGCAACCGGCUGCAGCAGGGACAGCGAGCUGCCAUGAUGAAUCUGCUCCGGAAUAACAGCUGCCUGUCCAAGAUGAAGAACUCCAUGGCUUCCAUGUCUCAACAGCUCAAGGCCAAGUUGGACUUCUUUAAAACCAGCAUCCAGAUUGACCUGGAGAAGUACAGUGAGCAGACAGAGUUUGGGAUCACAUCAGACAAACUGCUGCUGGCCUGGAGGGACAUGGAACAGGCUGUGGAGCUCUGCGGGCGGCUUUUUCACCAGGAGAAUGACGUGAAACACCUGGUGGAACGGAUGAUGGCCCUGCAGACCGACAUCGUGGACCUGCAGAGGAGCCCCAUGGGCCGGAAGCAGGGGGGUACGCUGGACGACCUAGAAGAACAAGCGAGGGAGCUUUACAGGCGACUAAGGGAGAAACCAAGAGACCAGCGAACUGAUGGGGACAGUCAGGAAAUGGUACGGCUGCUGCUCCAGGCAAUCCAAGGCUUUGAGAAGAAAGUGCGAGUGAUUUACACGCAGCUCAGUAAAACUGUGGUUUGCAAGCAGAAAGCUCUGGAAUUGUUGCCCAAAGUGGAAGAGGUGGUGAGUUUAAUGAAUGAGGAUGAGAAGACUGUGGUUCGGCUUCAGGAGAAGCGGCAGAAGGAGCUCUGGAAUCUUUUGAAGAUUGCUUGUAGCAAAGUCCGGGGGCCUGUCAGUGGAAGCCCAGACAGCAUGAGCGCUGCUCGUCUCAGCCACCCUGCUCAGCUGAUGUCCCAGCCCUCCGCUGCCCCCAACAGCUUACCCGAGUCCAUCAAGAAAAGUGAAGACCUGGUGGCUGAAGCACAUACCCUCUGCAGCCAGUUAGAAAAUGUAAUACAAGACACCAUGACAGAGCGGGACCAGAGUUUAAGGUCUCUAGACUGGAGCUGGUUACAGACGGAGGAAGAGGAGCAGAAUGGCCUGGAGCAGGCAGCAUGACUGUGGGUGGCCUUGCCCGCCUGAUGGGGCCACCUGGCAUGGGCCUCCCAGCAUCUCUGGCACCCAGACGGGUGUCCUUUCACUGUCUCAGCAGCUGUGACGUUCACCAUAGCCCAAGGGUGUGGCCCCGUGGUCACUGCCAGUGGCUUGUCUGCAUGCCGAAAGUCCUCCACCACAGAGGCCCAGCGCAUGCUGAUGCCAGGCAUGAUCAUUUAGGGGGACCAAGAACAGCAGCUACUUCCUCUGCUCUGAAAAAUGUGCUCAAAGCACAGUCUGCCCCAUAGACCACUGCACAGAUGCGUGACGUGAAUCUUCAGGACAAAGUUUGACCGGCCUGUCCUCUCCUGACCUCUCCUGAUCUCCAGAGGCCCUGAUCCACGUGUGCUCACAGCUAGUGUUUUGUCUGGAUUUGACAUCUCUUAAACAGACUUUGAAAUCAUAGCUGUGGCCUGGCCGCACCCCCUCCCUUCCUCCUCUCAUUCACAGCUGCUAAGAUGCUCCUCUCACCGACAGCUUUGGUGGUGGUCCUCCCUCUGGCAGGGUCACAGGGGGGUGCUAAGCUCCCCCGCCUUCUGUCCUUGCAGCCACAGGGCGACUCACCAGAGCCAGGAUGAGAGCACCUCCCUUUCUUUGGGCCCCUGAGAUGACCUGGUGUUAGUCGUCCUGGAAAAGAAGGCAAGAAAGAAUGGGAAUCUGCCAACUGCCAGCCCUCUGCCCGCUGCCCACCGCUCGUCUCCUUGCUUAGGCUCGGCUGAGUGCGCUGGUGGUGUGGGGCCGGGGCUCCUGCCUCUCAGACCAGCGAGCAGGGUUACUAAAUGGAUUUAUUUAAAAAAGAGUUCUAUAUUUUGUAACAUGACUCAAGCCCUUGUACUGAC
Manis javanica (Malayan pangolin) is the source of this 3312-nucleotide messenger RNA. RefSeq names its product inhibitor of nuclear factor kappa B kinase subunit beta (gene IKBKB). Gene Ontology annotation, biological process: tumor necrosis factor-mediated signaling pathway; positive regulation of transcription by RNA polymerase II; peptidyl-serine phosphorylation. Gene Ontology annotation, cellular component: cytoplasm; IkappaB kinase complex. The record is from RefSeq and is a predicted model, not a curated record. Lineage: Eukaryota; Metazoa; Chordata; Mammalia; Pholidota; Manidae. Gene Ontology annotation, molecular function: IkappaB kinase activity; protein binding; ATP binding.